This is a messenger RNA of Fonsecaea erecta, 2133 nucleotides long. RefSeq lists its product as hypothetical. NCBI's taxonomy places the organism in Eukaryota, Fungi, Ascomycota, Eurotiomycetes, Chaetothyriales, Herpotrichiellaceae. The record is from RefSeq and is a predicted model, not a curated record. Bases 1 to 2133 code for a protein of 710 amino acids. Gene Ontology annotation, biological process: amine metabolic process. Gene Ontology annotation, molecular function: quinone binding; copper ion binding; primary methylamine oxidase activity. The transcript has 4 exons.
AUGGCGGCCACCAAUGGCCAUACGAUCCCCAAGAUGACGUACAAACAUCCCUUGGACCAAUUGAGCGCCGAUGAGGUUAGCAUCGCUCGACAAGCAGUACUUGAUGCCCGCAAGGCCGCCAUCGUCUUCCGCAACAUCUUUACUGUUGAGCCAGCGAAAGCCGAGCUGAUCAAGUUUCUCGCCGCCGAGCAUGCCGGAAGCCUCUCAUCCGAUACUCCCCGACCUCCUCGCCAGGCCCGUGUCCAGUACGACGUGGUCUUCGAGGAUCGAAGCCAUGAGUACAUGGAAUCAGUGAUUGAUAUUGCCACGGGCAAGGAAGUCGAGCACAGGCGGGUGCCUCCAACUUCCCACCAAUCUCUGACAGUGGAUGAAUUUAGGCAGUUCAAUGAUGUGUGUGUGGAAUCAGAGAUGUUCAAGAAUGCCAUUAAAGAACUCAACCUUGACGAGAAGUUUGAGGUCGCUAUUGACCCAUGGCCUUACGGCGGUCCAGAUGUCGGAGAGGUCACCCCAAGGUACACUCAAGGUCUGUGCUUCGCCAAGCUACGGAAUGGCAACCCCGAUACCAAUCAUUACGGGUUCCCUCUUCCCAUCAUUCCAGUGAUGGAUACCUACAAGAAGGAAAUCAUUCGUAUCGACCGUCUUGCCACUGGUGGCACCGAGGAUGGCCUCAACUAUGGCACUGCUGGCAAAAACAUCCUUGAACAUUGUAAACCGGCUGAAUACGUCCCCGAGCUGCUGGAUACCCCUCUUCGCAAAGACCUGAAACCCUUGAACGUGAUACAACCCGAAGGACCGUCAUUCACUGUCAGUGAUGACUCUCUAAUCGAAUGGCAAAAAUGGAGGUUCCGAGUUGGAUUCACUCCUCGUGAAUGCGCCGUUCUUCACGAUAUCCACUACGACGGCCGAAGCGUUCUCUACCGAUUGAGCCUGUCCGAGAUGACUGUCCCGUACGGCGACCCUCGACCGCCGUUCCAACGGAAGCAAGCUUUCGACUUUGGGGACGCUGGUGCAGGCAGAGCUGCAAACAAUCUCGCACUGGGAUGUGACUGUCUGGGCGUCAUCAAAUAUAUUGACGCAAUGCUGGUUGACACGGAAGGCAAGCCCUCGGUAUCAAAGAACGUGGUGUGUGUCCAUGAACAAGACAACGGAAUUGGAUGGAAGCACACCAACUUCAGGACCAACCGAGCGGUGGUGACGAGGUUGAGAGAAUUGGUUGUUCAGUUCAUCAUUACACUGGCAAACUACGAAUACAUCUUUGCCUACAAGUUCGAUCAAGCUGGAGGCAUCACCAUCGAGACUCGAGCCACCGGAAUCGUCUCAGUGGUCAACAUCGACCCAGGAAAGGUCAGCCCUUAUGGUAACGUUGUGUCGCCGGGCGCCCUUGCCCAAAACCACCAGCACAUUUUUGCCGUCCGAAUCGACCCGGCCAUUGAUGGCCACGCCAACACCAUUCUCACGGAAGAAUCCCUGCCGAUUCCCAUGAACCCCAAGACGAAUCCUCAUGGUAACGGAUACGAGAUCGUCCGCAAGCCGGUCACCAAGUCAACCUCCAUUCACGCUUCUCCUUUCACCAAUCUGACCAUCAAAAUGACCAACCCGAACAAAGUCAAUCCCGUCUCCCAACGACCAGUCUCAUACAAAUUCAUUCCCACCCCAUCCCAAUUGAUUCUUGCGGACCCAGAGUCCAUCGUCGCCAAGCGCGCGGCGUACGCGCAUCACCACGUGUGGGUCACCAGAUACCGGGACAAUGAGCUGUUUGCAGCCGGAGAGUUCACGAACCAGUCGCAGUUAGAGGUGGGCGGCGUGGCAGAUAUGGCAGCGCGAAAUGACGACGUGGAGAAUGAAGACGUCGUCGUCUGGAACGUCUUUGGUCUAACCCACAACCCCCGCGUGGAGGACUGGCCCGUGAUGCCCGUGGAAAUCCACCAGGUUCAUCUGCGUCCGGCAGACUUCUUCGAGAGAAACCCUGCCCUCGACGUACCUGGCAACAAGAAUAUCGCCAGCGUCGAGGUUGGAAGAGAGACGAACGGUGAAUGCUGCCAUGCGAAUGGGGAUGGGUUAGUACAGGCUGCUCCCACUUCGCAUCUACAAGGUACUGGGAGCACGCCGGUCACGGCAGUCAAUGGACAUUAG